Molecule: messenger RNA, 1143 nt
Organism: Phytophthora nicotianae INRA-310
Lineage: Eukaryota; Oomycota; Peronosporomycetes; Peronosporales; Peronosporaceae
Exons: 1
Coding region: 97-945 (282 amino acids)
Biological process (GO): monoatomic anion transmembrane transport
Cellular component (GO): mitochondrial outer membrane
Molecular function (GO): voltage-gated monoatomic anion channel activity
Source: RefSeq, a predicted model, not a curated record
AGAUUCAAUGAGGCCCCCUCUUCCUGCGGCUCGUGUGGCAUUCGCCAAAAAGAUCAGCCAGGGGUAACCUCAGCUUCUACUUACAUUCAGGACAAGAUGGUCGUACUGUACAAGGACAUUGCCAAGACCGCGGAGAACGUGCUCCGUGAUGACUAUGACUUCUCGCGCAAGCUCAAGAUCAAGACGAAGGCGUCGAACGGCGUCUCGUUCACGACCGAGGGCGACAUGGCCAGUAACAAGGCGAUUCUUGCCAAGCUCUCGGGCUCCUUCACGCACGAGAGCAGUGGCGUUGUCUUCAAGAAGCUGCAGGUGACCACGCACGGCCGACUGAUCUCUGAGGCCGAGUUGCCCAACGUCUUCACCAAGGGCCUCAAGCUCACGGCCAAGGUUGAGGACGGUUCGCUCGCCAAGAACGCCCACGCCAAGCGCGUCGGCGUCUUCGGCUGGGAGUACCAGCAGCCGAGCUUCUCGGUGAACGGUGCCGUCGACGUUGGCGCCAGCACCAUCAGCAAGGCCGCUGUGUACAGCUUCGACAACGUGCUGUUGGGCGCCCAGACCGCUUUCAACUACAACAAGUCGGCGGUCGUGGACCACAACGUGGCUCUGAGCUACCGCGGCAACGACUUCACGGCCACGCUACAGACGAAGAAGAAGUUCAACACGCUCUCGGGCUCGUUCCACCACCACCUGUCCCACGACACCGUCUACUCGGCGCUCUUCAACUACGACCUCAAGUCCGGCCAGAACACGCUCAGCGUGGGUGGCCGCUACAACGCCGACAAGCUCACUACGUACGCCGGCAAGGUCGAGUCGGACGGCCACGUGUCUCUGGCUCUGAUCCAGAAGAUCCGCCCCUUCCUGGCGCUGACCACGAGCGCCCACGUGGACGUCAAGAACUUCGACGGCGACGCCCACAAGUUCGGCAUCGGCCUUACUCUGGGCUAAGCAUCGAGAAGCAUAUACUCAACGUAGAUAUGUGCCCGGACAGUGCUAGAUGGAGGAAUUGGUUCUGUUAAUAGAGGGGGUUGUAUUGCGCCCUCCGACGCCGUAGGUUAAUGUCUGAAGACCGAUUCAAUACACACCUCUGAUGCCCAUGUACAGACGUUAGCUUUCAUCGGUUCGGUCGGCAACGUCACCAUCCAA